AUGGCUCUAGCUACACUUAAACAUGGAUUAUCCACCUCAGAAUGGACCGCCACGUCCGAAAAACUAGAGCAUCUCCGUGAUGGAGGUAGUAUAAUCCACGUCGACACCGAUGCCAACGGUGAAGGUAACAUGAUUUACAUACAACUCCAAAUACAAGUAGAACUCUUCGAUAAGUAUCCUGAGGCAAUUCAACUAGACGGAACCCAUCGGACUAAAAAAUUAGAAAUGCCUCUCUACACCAUAAGGAUAAAGGAUAAGUUUGGACUUGGACAGCCUGUUUGUUUCUUUUUCGUCCGUGAAGAAACAACUGAAGGGAUUAAGGCCGGCCUGACUUACUUUUCAAAGGAUAACAACGCACUAAAAAUCGAAGUGAUCAUCACAGACAAGGAUUAUGCAGAAAUCGGAGCAGUAAAGGAUAUAUUCGUCAACGCUAAGUCUAAACUUUGCCAUUUCCACGCUUUUCGGGCCGUAGACAUCUGUCUCCGAAAGACAAAUAUCGAAUUGAACCACAGGAAGGAAACUUAUGACAGCUUCCACAGAGCUGUCUACGCCAAAACGCAAGAGGAACUGGAGGUCGAAGAGGAUUACUUCGUGGCAUUAGAUAAUAGAGAUUAG
Daphnia carinata is the source of this 615-nucleotide messenger RNA. RefSeq lists its product as uncharacterized. The coding region runs from base 1 to 615 and encodes 204 amino acids. NCBI's taxonomy places the organism in Eukaryota, Metazoa, Arthropoda, Branchiopoda, Diplostraca, Daphniidae. The record is from RefSeq and is a predicted model, not a curated record. The transcript is spliced from 3 exons.